AUGCAACCCGGAAUUGGAGCCUCCGUUAGGCGGAUGUUUGAUCCAAUCAAACGAACGACAGACUCCUGCAGCUUAGCUAUCCAUGCAUUCAUUCCAAAUGGACAAAUUGGCACUGAUUGGACUGUAUUUCCUGAUGAGAAUGGUAUACUCCAGAUUAUCGACUUGAAGAUUGAUAGUGAAAAAUUCCAGUAUAUAUCCGAAGUUGCGAAUUAUUAUAUAAGAAAAACCAGAUUUUGGCUGUACACUAGUGAUAACAAAAACCAGUAUGAAGAACUGUUCAUUGAUAGCAGGCCUCAUAACAAGACGCAUUUUAAACCGGAUAGGCCUGUUAUAAUGGUAACUCAUGGAUGGAUUCACAGUGGACAUUCACCAUCUGCUCAGUAUAUUAAAAAUGAAUAUUUGAAGAAAAUGGAUGUCAAUGUGAUUGUUGUGGACUGGCAUCUGGCAUCCAGGACAUCUUAUUUGAUGGCUUCUUUUCUGACCGCGAUUGUGGGUGAAGAUAUAAACGACAUGGUGCGCACUCUUAUAAAGGAAUACGAUUUCGAUAUAAAUGAUUUACAUUUAAUUGGGCACAGCUUGGGAGCGCACGUUGUUGGAAGGGCUGGAAAUGCUCUGAAGCGACAUAAAGUGAUUGUUCCUCGAAUAACAGGUUUGGAUCCCGCCCGCCCAUUGUUUGAAUUUCCGAGGGUAUUUAAUGCCAUUAGCAAAAAUAACGCUUAUUUCGUCGAUAUUAUUCAUACUAAUGUUGGCGUGUUUGGAUUUAUCAAAGAUAUAGGACACGCUGAUUUUUACCCAAACGGUGGAUUUAAGCAAAAUCAUUGUAGACAUCCUGACAUGCAGUUUGACUCCGACCAUAAUUGCGCAUGGGUAUAUUAUGGAGAAUCUAUUAAUUCUGAAAUAUUUGUAUCACAUCGAUGUCCCUCCUAUGACGACUUUAAUAAACGCAAGUGUAAUGAUAUACAAUAUAUGGGUUCACCUUGCGAUUCUACAGCGCGUGGGAAAUAUUAUCUAAAUGUGACAAAAUAAGCAAUUACAAAGCGUUUUUUUUUUGUAAAUGUUAAUUGUGUUUAAUAUAUGUUCGUGAUAUUU
Molecule: messenger RNA, 1089 nt
Organism: Zerene cesonia (dogface butterfly)
Lineage: Eukaryota; Metazoa; Arthropoda; Insecta; Lepidoptera; Pieridae
Product: pancreatic lipase-related protein 2-like
Exons: 6
Coding region: 1-1026 (341 amino acids)
Biological process (GO): lipid metabolic process
Molecular function (GO): lipase activity
Source: RefSeq, a predicted model, not a curated record